Lytechinus variegatus (green sea urchin) is the source of this 867-nucleotide messenger RNA. Its product is annotated as lysyl oxidase homolog 2-like. Lineage: Eukaryota; Metazoa; Echinodermata; Echinoidea; Temnopleuroida; Toxopneustidae. The transcript is spliced from 4 exons. The coding region runs from base 1 to 867 and encodes 288 amino acids. The record is from RefSeq and is a predicted model, not a curated record. Gene Ontology annotation, cellular component: membrane.
AUGGGUUCCAGCCAGGUCAUGUGGCUGGAUUACCAGGGUGGAUUGAAGGAUGUACACUGCUUCGGGAACGAGUCCAAUAUUUUGGAAUGCAAUCACAGCAGAUAUCAAGUUCGUCUCAUUGGUGGUUACUACCCAUCUGAGGGCAAGGUUGAAGUUUUCCAUCGAGGAACUUGGAAGCCAAUCUGUAACGAUCAAUGGGGUAUCACUGAAGCACAGGUCGUCUGUAGAGAGCUUGGACUAGGAACAGUUAAAAGUCUAGAUGUAGGGAUCACCGAUAUUGAGGGCAAGGGCGGCAGCUGCUUGACUGAUAUACAUUGCAGAGGGAAUGAAUCCAGUAUAUUCGACUGUCUUGGUUCAACCUUAGGGGAAGACAUGUGCAAUUCAUCCCGUUUGGCAGAAGUACGAUGUUCAGUGGGAGUACGUCUUGUUGGUGGUGAAAGUCACCAUGAAGGCCAAGUCCAGGUUUUCUACCAGUCUCGGUGGAUCCCAACAUGCGGGAACCGAUGGAAUUCUUUUAAUAUUCACGUGAUCUGCAGAAAUGCAGCUUUAAGUCUGGUGGGUGGAGGCAAUAUGUUCGAAGGCAAGAUAUUGUACUACCACUACGAACAAUGGCGAUCCGUCUGCAGUGAAAAGUGGAAUAUGCCAAACGCUGACAUUUUCUGCAGAAGUCUUGGUUACGGGAAUGCGCAAAGCAUCAUCGUAUCCAAUACAGAAAAUAAAACCCAUGACGAUGUCACACUUGAUAACGUGUACUGUACUGGAACUGAAGAUAGUUUUUUCGACUGUCCUGGAGUUGGUGACGGAUCUCUUGAAUGCAACCGAACAGGAGACCCAAGAGUGGUAUGUUCUGGAGGUAUGUAUGACUAG